AUGGGUAUUAAGGGGCUCAUCGGGUUUCUCAAUGAAUUCGCCCCGGGCUCCUUGAGCAACGUCACCUUGGACAGCGUAUCCGGAUACACUGUCGCUAUUGAUGCAUCAACUGCUCUGUAUCAGUUCACCAUAGCGAUUAGGGAGAGCAGCUACUUUUCUUCGCUGACGAACUCCAAGGGCGAAUCCACGUCGCACCUCGCUGGUUUGAUGACCAGGACCAUUCGGCUCCUUGAAUCUGGAAUAAAACCUAUUUUCGUCUUCGACUCCACUCCCCCCGAGGCCAAACUCCAGACGCUCGCGAAACGCAAGGAAUUGCGCCAGGAAGCGGAGGCAUCCCUUGAGCUAGCAAAGGAGAAUGAUGACAAGGAAAACAUCAAAAAGUUCGUAGGUCGUACUGUUCACAUUUCAAAGAGCGAGAACGAGAGCGCCAAAGAGCUGCUCCGGUUGAUGGGUAUACCGGUCAUCGAGGCUAAAGAGGAGGCGGAAGCACAGUGCGCGUACCUUGUGAAGCAAGGCCUGGCUGAUGCCGUGGGCACUGAGGACGCCGAUGCACUUGUAUUCGGUUGCGUCACGCUAUUGAAAAAUCUAACUGCCAGCAACAAGAAGAUUUUGAAAGUCGAGUUGGCCAAAGUGCUCGAGCUGCUCAACCUGACUCACGCUGAGUUCAUCGACUUUUGUAUUCUUUGUGGAUGUGACUAUUGCGGCACGAUUAAAGGAGUUGGUCCUAAGACGGCCUACAAUUUGAUUCGUAAGUUCAAGAGCAUCGAACGCAUUUUGGAAGUAAAAUCUGAAUCACUAGAAGGCUACGAGGUAGCGCAAGAGUACUUCCGCAACCCGCAGGUCAAUCACAUUGCUGAGAUUCCUCGUUCUGAGCCUGAUCUCACGGCUUUGAAGGAGUUUUUGGUCGACAAGAACGAUUUCGCGGAAGAACGUGUCAACAAGUUCCUGGAACGUCUUCUUAAGGCAAAGACCAAGAAGGUUCAGCUGUCUCUCCGGACGUUCUUCACGAAGCCAUCUGUGCCUCAAACCGCGUCCCUAAGCACCAGUUGUAGCAUUGACGAUAGCGAGGGUGUCCCGGAAAUACAAGAACCCCCAGAGAGCGCGCCUCUUCUCACCACUUGCCGAAUCGAAGACAACGAGUCCAUUCCUGUGACAAAGGAGGCACCCGAAGAAGACGACAAGCAUGUUAAACGCGUCGAGAAGCCUUCGAUGGGCCUACUCAGCGUGUGCCCGUCGCAUGUGCGCGCUGUCAAGAAGCGACACGUACGGCGUUUUGAAAAGCCCGUUCCGAUCGAUGUCGACGAGGAAACCGUGCCGGAACACCUCAAACGGUUUAUUUGCGUGCGCCACUUUGAGCCCAGGGUGACGAUCAAACGGACUAGUCCAAGGGAGGUCGAUGCCGAAUCCGUUGAGGCACUCGUGUCGCACCUCUGCGGCGCGCACGGGGUGGCUCGUAAAGACGCCGUCACUCCUGAGGAAGAAUGUGCCAUGAGCGGCGAGGGUCUCCUGUGGCCUAAUCCGCUGCUGCAGAACCUCAGGGCUUCCACCGGCAAUUUAAGCAACCCUCGUCUGCGUGACCUCUGGCAAUCCAGCUCGAGUCACGGCAUUUCUUGGGACGCUUUGGACAAGCUGUACAUGAGCUUUCGCGAGGCACGCGACUCCAGCAUUGCCGAGUGGGAUAAGCACGCGCCGGAAGUAGCGGACUUCGCAAGCAAGGUUGCACGAGACAAGAUCACGCGAUGGUGCAAGGAUAGCAACGCGUGCCCCCCUCGCCUUCUACGGAUGUGGACACACCUGCUUUACACGAGAUGGCGUGAGCGCUACCUUCACAUUUACAGCACUCGCAUGCUUUCACGUUUUUUGAAGGGCGAGAUCACCGAUCGUGUACUGAUGCGGGAGUUAAACGAGUGCACGGGCUCUGAUACACACUGCUCAGAGUUACCGUUUACCACCAAGGCGUCGGAGCACAACCCUCACUUCGUGCACCGCGUCGCUAAGGGCGUGUCGAGCGACUAG
Molecule: messenger RNA, 2016 nt
Organism: Babesia bigemina
Lineage: Eukaryota; Apicomplexa; Aconoidasida; Piroplasmida; Babesiidae
Product: XPG N-terminal domain and XPG I-region domain containing protein, putative
Exons: 3
Coding region: 1-2016 (671 amino acids)
Molecular function (GO): 5'-flap endonuclease activity; DNA binding; 5'-3' exonuclease activity
Source: RefSeq, a predicted model, not a curated record